This is a messenger RNA of Aspergillus calidoustus, 1440 nucleotides long. The record is from the annotation of a GenBank genome assembly. Lineage: Eukaryota; Fungi; Ascomycota; Eurotiomycetes; Eurotiales; Aspergillaceae.
CGGAAUAAAGUGUUCUUGGCGGCCCACCAGGCUCCGAAUGGGGCCUAGCGGAAAUAGAGCCCUCUGGCCUGUGUAUACUUCAACGUGGACCCUUGAGCUUUGACGUUUCUCUGUCCAAGCCAGUGGAAAAUUGUGACUGUAAACUUCAGGAGAAUUAAAGAGAAGACGUACGUAAGUCAGCCCGAGUCACCAAGAGAAAAGAUGGCCUUCCAAACUAUUUUUCUUUUUUUCCUCCUGUCCAACCCCCAGUUUGACCCUCGAAAAAAAAGGACCAACGAACUCCAGCUUUCCACCUGUUUUCAGGAAGCUAUCCAGGCAGCUGCCUGCCAGAAGGCAGUCCGCUACAGGGACUCGUACAGCGUCUCCAUAAGGUGGGAAGGCGAUCGCCAAGGUGCUGAAGAUGUUGAACAGUUUCAAAGCAUCCUUAGUUUCUUCUACCUGACUGACGCCGACGAGUUGGUCCUCACUGCAAAGAACUUCACGUUUCACCUGGCACUUUCGUCCAGGAGAAGUGUAGUGAAGUCCUCUUAGACGCUAAAAACGUAGCCCGCGAGACCGGUAACCGUACUCGUCGUGAUUCAUUAUACCGGAAAUGGGUUUAUAAUGGGGUUUGGUGAAGGCUGUGCCUGUCACCCGGAGCCUAGAUUCCCAUCUGUGAGACAGUACAAUAGAACAGGAUUCCACCUGGCUGAUCUUGUUCAUCGACAAUGUGCUUCCUUGGGCGGUGCCAACGUGGACGUGCUCUUCAUCUUCGACUGCUGCUCUCGGUUUGCAGAAUCUCGGGCGGCAAGGGUCAGUCCGAAUGUCGUGCAGGUUAUUGCGCGGGAGGCUCCUAACACUGACCCACGAACUAGGUUGUCUUCCUCGCCGCCCAGGGAUAGUAUUACCGCGAAGCUGGUUGCCGAGAUCAAAAGGCGCCUGGAUGGUGGCCAUCGCUACCUCGACUUUGCCGCCCUUGUUGCAACGUUGAGAGGCAAAUACCGGCCUGAUGCCCUGGGAAACACAGAUACCCGCCUCGAAAGGGGCUCCGUCUCGAUCUGCAUGCCGCUUCCAUCAGAAAUAACGACGACCUCCAUUGCUGAUCCACACCCAGCUCCACCUCCUAGUACUCUGCAAGCCGUGUUCAGCGUGCAAGUCUCUGGGCUGACCAAGAGGAAUGCGAAUUGUUUGGUUGAUCGGUCAAACCCCCGCGAGGCUCGACUAAUCCCGAACAGAAUGUUGGUGUAUCUGCGCUUUUAUGAGACGAGCGGGGAGACUCAGUGUCACUGUGUUAGCGACCCUGAAGAGCCGAUCACUGUGGAAAGCCUGUACCCUGUUGGAACAAUGGACAUGUGCUUUGCGUUAUCAUCUUCGUGGUCCGUUUGGUCGAAGGUGGCCGGAAUGAAAGGGUAUCGAUUGAUCGUUGAAAGAAGACGAGGGGUGCCACCUGGGGAGGAGUAA